Molecule: messenger RNA, 1686 nt
Organism: Chaetomium fimeti
Lineage: Eukaryota; Fungi; Ascomycota; Sordariomycetes; Sordariales; Chaetomiaceae
Product: amidase signature domain-containing protein
Exons: 2
Coding region: 1-1686 (561 amino acids)
Source: RefSeq, a predicted model, not a curated record
AUGGAGGACAGCUGCGGUGUAUACCGAAGAGACCACUUCCUGGACGGCCUCAUCCUGGUCGAUUUCAAGUAUGCGCAGUCUGCUAUUGCUUCAGACCUUGGCAGGCAUCUGGAGGCACUUGGUGCCAAGUGGUUAGAUGUUCCUAGUGACAAAGACCUCGCUGAUCGGCUUCCGCCGGGGCCAUAUCUGUACCUGGAUAGAGCGCUAAAGCCCGUCCACCGGCUCUACGACGAUGUGCAAGGAGCAUUUCUCACGGCUCUAAAGCCCAAAACGACUUGGCACGACGCGGACCCCUUUUCGCAGCUGCGAGCCGCCGGCACGUCCUAUGACUGCCUCAGUGUUGCUGUGCCUGCAAGAUCGCCUGAAAGCUUGAGCCAAUCUCCCCAACGGCUGCGCGUAGUGGUUAAAGACCUGUACCGCAUCAAGGGCCUGAGGACCUCGCUCAACAACAGAGCCUACUACGACAUUAGCAAGCCUUCUGAUUCGACCGCCGCCGUGAUCGGAUCACUGGCCCGCGACGGCGCACAUAUUCUGGGCCUGACCAAGCUGAGCUCCAUGAUCGCACGCGAAGAACCAAUGGAUGCGGUGGAUUUCCAUACCGCCUUCAAUCCCCGUGGAGACGGCUAUCAAUCGCCUGCCGGCAGCAGUAGCGGCAGCGCUGCUGCGGUAGCUGCCUACGACUGGGUCGAUUGCGGGAUUGGAACCGACACCAGCGGCAGUGGGCGGCGCCCAGCCAUGGUGAACGGCGUCUGGCAAUUUCGCCCAUCACACGAUCUUGUCGAUCUCCGCGGUAUGGUUACCACCUACGCGCCAUUCGACACACCAUGCAUCUUUACGAGGGAGCUCCAGCACCUCAAGAUGGCCUUGAGGUCUUGGAUCCCUGAGAAGGCCGUUCACAGCCAGGCAGGCCACAGGGCGGUUUCCGAGCUACCUUCCUACGAGAUCGUUUACCCGCUCGACUACUUUCCCGUCGCAAACCGAGAGCAGAUGGCCCUAAUCGAUAGUUUUCUUGGCGACGCCGCGGCCCAUCUUCCUGCCACCAUCAGGAAAAUGUCUAUCCGAGAAACCUGGAGAUCAAGCCACCCCGAAGGUACCAUUGACGACGUCGACGAAUACCUCAGAGAUGUCGUCGCCCGGACCUACUACUACGCCUUCUAUCACUCUAGCGAUGAUUUCCGUGAGAAGUACGCUGCAGCACAUGACGGCAGGGCUCCCUACGUGAUUCCAUUCGUACAACGCCGAUGGGCAAAGGGAGCAGCAGUAACGGCCGCGCAGCACCAGGAAGCCGACGGCAGGCUGAGGGUGUAUAAAAAGUGGCUGAUGCAGAGUCUCUUUCACCAAGGCAGUCGACAGGACGGGCCAAAGGAAGUUCUCGUCCUACUUCCGAUCAGCAACGCCGCGCCAAACUAUCGCGACACACCCUCGCCCUCGCCCGAGGAACAGUCGGCCCUGGACGAGCUCUUCGUAUCGCCGAUCCUGGGCGCCCCUGACAUCGCGGUACCCAUCGGCGACGUGCCUUAUGAGUCCAGAGUUACGGGGCAGACGGAGCAUCUACCCGUGGUUGCCAAUCUGGUGGCGGCGCCGGGGAAGGACUGGGAGCUGAUGGCGGCCGUAGAGAGGAUUAUGGCGCUUUCGGGGAGGCCGACGGUGGUCAGGACGGGGAGGCGAAUGUUUGCGCAAGGCUGA